Messenger RNA from Episyrphus balteatus (marmalade hoverfly), 1309 nucleotides. Its product is annotated as neugrin. The transcript has 2 exons. The coding region runs from base 125 to 1207 and encodes 360 amino acids. NCBI's taxonomy places the organism in Eukaryota, Metazoa, Arthropoda, Insecta, Diptera, Syrphidae. Gene Ontology annotation, cellular component: nucleus. The record is from RefSeq and is a predicted model, not a curated record.
CAUUUUGCCCAAGUCUACAGCGAAAACAAAAAACAGCUGUGAACUGUCAACUGUAUUUUGCACCUUGCGCUUGCACUAAACUCGUAAAAUCUAAAAACAAAUGACAUAUUUUUAUUGAAACAAAAUGUUUUUUGCCAAAAUAAUCCAGCGCUCUUUCUACACAGUACCUACAAAAUAUGUUCGUCGCAAAGCUAAUCCCGGUAUUGGCAUACAAACCCAAGUCUUUCGCAGAGAGGGCAUUUUCGAACAGAAUGAAAAUUUAAACGAUGUCGAUGAUUUGGAAUCUGAUUUUAUGAAAGUCAACAAAACCUACAACCAAUAUGAGCGUGAAAUGCAAGACCAAAAAGAACAAAUGCGUCUGUGGGUUGUUAAAAAUAAAUAUUUCAAACAAAAACAACCCAAUUUCCUAACCUACACUGAGAAGGAACAAAUAAAAUUGUUACAUUCACGCGAUCCCGAAGAAUGGAAUGUUGAUAGAUUGGUCGAAAGUUUUCCAGCCACUCCGGAAAUAAUACAAAAGAUAAUUCGAUCUAAAUGGGUGCCGAGGUCAGCGAAAAGAAUUAAAGAACAUGACAAUGCUGUUAUGAAGAACUGGCAGUGUUUGAAUAAAGGUGAUUUUCCACAAAUCAAUCGUCAACUGAAAGAGCAUCUAAUGAAAUUUUCGACAAGAAAAAAAGAGGAUGUGGAAAACCUUGAAACCGGUUGGAGUCCUAAAACGCCUCUGUCAAAGCCAAAAAGAACAGAUUUCUUAAGUAUAAUAACUAGCUGUAAAGGCUAUGGCGACAAAGAGCCUACACAAACAAUGCUAACAGAUUCAAAGGCAAAGAUAUUGUCAAAGAUUCCUACGGCUGAUGAUGAAGAAACUUACCUUUCAGAUAAAAUCAAAGAUAAACGAACAAUGCGCCUGCAGGAACUAAAAACAUUAAAGCUCGAAGAACCAAUGUCACCAGUUCCUUUCAACAAUCCCAGUGGUACUGGAAUUGUUGCAAAAGAAAAAGUAUUUUCUCUUGAACGAUAUGCUUCGGAUGAAAUCGUUGUUAGCCGAGAAGAUAUAAGGAAAUAUGAAAUGAAUAAAGUCAGAGAUAAGAUUUAUAUACCACGGAAGUUGAGGCAAAAGGGAGCGACAUACAAGGUGGAGGACUGCUAUUAUGAUGAUGAUGGAGAGUUAUUGUAUCGAGUGCCUGGCAUGACGGGGAAAAAUGUUUAACAAUACAUUUAAAUAUAAAUGUCAAAAUAAAAGUGUACAUAACUAUUUAAAAAUUAGACCCUUUCGAAAAUGGAUGAAAGAAUUGAUUUAUUUUUUAAUUUC